Messenger RNA from Aspergillus pseudonomiae, 1558 nucleotides. Its product is annotated as DUF292 domain protein. The transcript has 2 exons. Gene Ontology annotation, biological process: protein transport. The coding region runs from base 210 to 1352 and encodes 380 amino acids. The record is from RefSeq and is a predicted model, not a curated record. NCBI's taxonomy places the organism in Eukaryota, Fungi, Ascomycota, Eurotiomycetes, Eurotiales, Aspergillaceae.
AUCCAGGCUAGCCCCGAACCCCAAAGAUGAUGACAUAGAAUAGGUACCUACAUUCCAAAGGUACUUUUACUUCUACUACUCCACCACAAUCAAUCUCCAUACAACCAAACCAACAUCUCAAUCUCACACCAGCCAAAACCACACCCCACCACUCACCCCUCCCCCAAAACCACCAGAAUACAAGGAAAAAAAAGAAAGAAAGAACAGAAAUGCCCCCCACCCCCCAAACAACAAAACUAACCUCAACGCUCCACCUCCUCAUCCCGCGACUGCGGCUCCUCCAAAAGAAAUCCACCGCCAGCUCCGUCAUCCAACGCCGCGAACUCUCGCAGCUGCUCGCCGAGAACAAGGACGCGAGCGCCCGCAUCCGCGUCGAAAAUGUCAUCGCCACCGACAUCGCCGUCGAGGUCAUGGAGAUGGUGGAGCUGUACUGCGAGCUGAUCCUGGCGCGGGCGAACGUGCUGGACCAGAAUGCGUUCAGCGAGAAGGGCGUGGAGGCCCGGAAUCGGGCGAAGGAGGCGUGGGUGGAGAUGAAGCGGAAAGAGCAGGGUUUGGGAGCUGGUUCGGGGUCUACGCCUGAUGCUGCGGGUGCGAAGAAAUCGGGGUUCGGGUUCGGGGCGCUUUUCGGUGGGGGGUCGAAGAAGGAGGAGGAUACAGUGUCUGCGGCGUCGACUGCGGGGCUUCAGAAUGCCGGGGAUGCGGCGUAUAUUGAUGCAGCGCUCGAUGAGGCCGCGGCGGCGAUCUUCUAUGCAUAUCCGCGGUUUCCGUCGGACGUGAGGGAGUUGACCAUUCUGAGGGGGUUGUUGGCGGAUCGGUAUGGGAAGGAGUUUAUGACGCUGGCGCAGGAUGAUCGGUUUCCGGAGGCGGAUGGGUUGAGGGUGCCGGAGAGGUUGGUGAAGGGGUUGCGGGUGCGGCCUCCGUCGCAGGAGUUGGUGGAGAGUUAUUUGAAGGAGAUUGCGAGGGCGUAUGGGGUUUCGUGGGGAGGGGAUGCGGAGGAGCUGGGGGACGCGCCGACGGAGUUUGUGGAUGAUGAUGACGAUGCUACUGCUGGGGGUGAUUUGCCGGUGACGCCGCGGAAAGAGGGCCGACCAGCUGAUGCAGAACGGAGGAUGUCUGAGACGGCGGAGUUGAAUCGUGCGACGCCGCCCAAGGGCUUGCAGUCUGGAAAGAGUCCGGUCAGUGUUGCGCCGCCGGGACCCCGGUCCGAUAACCCGAAUCCGCGCGUGAAGGUUCCGGAUGGGAAUGGGAAGGGGGAGGCCGAGGUGCAACCCAGGAGUCCCUCGAAGACGAGCAAAGGAGGGAUACCGGAGCUGGACGAGUUGACCAGACGCUUUGCGGCGCUGAAGAGGUAGUCUCCUCGUUCCAUUUUCUUUUUUUAUCCCUUCUAUCUUCCUGCCUGCUCUAUAUGCUUAUGAUAAUGAUAUCCUGAACGCACUGUCAUGAGAGAUUCUAUGUAUUAUGUAUCACGAUCUAUCGAACCACUCCCGCGAUUUUCUUUUUGUCAUCAUGCAUCAGAGAAGCAAGCGAGCCUAUGUCACAGAAUAGAAACGAAAAGGUA